Erpetoichthys calabaricus (reedfish) is the source of this 1096-nucleotide messenger RNA. RefSeq names its product hatching enzyme 1.2-like. Lineage: Eukaryota; Metazoa; Chordata; Cladistia; Polypteriformes; Polypteridae. The record is from RefSeq and is a predicted model, not a curated record. The transcript has 10 exons. Gene Ontology annotation, biological process: proteolysis. Gene Ontology annotation, molecular function: metalloendopeptidase activity; zinc ion binding. Bases 16 to 933 code for a protein of 305 amino acids.
UUUGUCACUUGCAGCAUGCCAGCAGUUGGCCUGACACCUCUCUGGUGCUCCAAGAUGAACCCCAUCAAGUUUUUUUUGCUUUUAGGUUUUCUUGCUCAUAUCGCUGCAUUUCCAGUUCAGAAUUCAACUGGAUUGAAUGAAGAAGCAGCUCGAUUUAAAAGAGGCUUUUCUGCUGAACGCUUGGCAGAAUCAGAAAUGACGGCAAUGGAUCGAAUUCAGGAGACCAAUGAAAAUGAGUUUUUAGUAAACCCUCCCCCAGAAGGAACAACUUUCAGAGAAGGGGACAUUGCUGUGUCCCAGAGGAGAAGUCCAAUCUCAUGUUUUGCACGCAGCUGUCUAUGGCCAAAAUCAGUUGACGGUUUUGUGUAUGUCCCCUACAACCUUUCUUCGCAAUACAAUGAUAUUGAGAAAAUGGCCAUUGAAACUGGAAUGCAGGAUAUUGCUAAUGGGACAUGCAUUAGGUUUGUGCCCCGCAGCCAUGAGUCCAAUUACCUGAACAUUCAGUCCAAAACCGGAUGCUGGUCAUUUCUUGGGCUUAAUGGAGGUGCACAGCCACUGUCCCUUCAGGCACCAGGAUGCACAUGGUCUGGAGUCGCUGCGCAUGAGUUAAUGCAUGCUUUGGGCUUUGUGCAUGAACAAUCCCGCAUUGACAGAGACAGGUACAUCACCAUUCUGUGGGAGAACAUUCUGAAAGAUCGGGAGUUUAAUUUUGACAAGUACAAAACUAACAACCUGGACACACCAUAUGACUAUGGGUCCCUCAUGCAUUUUGGAAACUACAAACAAAACAGAUCGACACAAUAUGCCUACUCUGAAGAUGGCCUCCCAACCAUUCUACCAAAAUCAAACAUCAAUGUGCAGAUUGGACAGCGGUUUGGUCCUAGUCCCACUGACAAGCUUAAAAUAAAUAAACUCUACAAAUGUGCUGUCUGAGAAGAAGAAGAAACAGAAGAUAAAGAAAAGAAGCAACUAGAAGCAAGACAAGCAGGCAGUGAACCUGAAGCAGUAGAAGAUUAUGUUUGACAUAAGCUGCCUUUUUUCUUAGAAUUAGUACUGCUGCCAAAUCACAAAAUAAAGUUUGACUGCUUUCACUUGC